Vicia faba (fava bean) is the source of this 1182-nucleotide messenger RNA. The record is from the annotation of a GenBank genome assembly. NCBI's taxonomy places the organism in Eukaryota, Viridiplantae, Streptophyta, Magnoliopsida, Fabales, Fabaceae.
AUGACCAUGUCCACCACUUUGUUACUAGAACCAUGCCCCUUCCAUUUCAAAUGGAAGAAUCAAAUCGCUUUUUCAAAUAAUCGCGUUCACAUACUGAAAUGGAAGAAUCAAAUCGCUUUUUCAAAUAAUCGCGUUCACAUACCUAACUCAUUCACACCAAUCAAAUCUCACUUAAACCACAAAAGCCCGUUCUCAAUAAGUUCAAAUCCUAAUCCCAAUCCCAAUCCCAAAUCCAAAACGGCGUUUGAGUCUCUCGUCACCUCCAUAUGGAACACCAUUCGAAAACCCGCGGUCGCCGCGAUAUUAAUCGGUGUUUUGUUAAUGCUCGAUCCAAACACGGCCUUAGCAGCGUCCGGUGGUAGAAUGGGAGGAAGAUCUUUCUCUUCUUCGUCAUCUUCGUCGUCUUCGUCCAGAAGCUAUUCGGUUCCAUCGCCGAGCCCUGGGUUUUCUUACUCUACUCCGUUUAGCGGUGGGGUUUACUAUGGGCCUGCGGUUGGAGUUGGAGUUGGACUUGGUGCUGGUGCUGGCUCUAGUUUCUUUCUUAUACUUGUGGGGUUUGCAGCUUUUGUUUUGGUUUCGGGGGUUCUUUCUGAUCGUUCUGAGGGUAGUGUGCUUACUGCUGCUGGAAAAACCACCGUUCUCAAACUUCAGGUUGGGUUGUUGGGGAUGGGUCGCUCACUUCAAAGGGAUCUGAAUAGGAUUGCAGAAGUUGCAGAUACAUCAUCUCCAGAAGGUUUGAGUUACGUUUUGACAGAGACCACAUUAGCUUUGCUUCGGCAUCCUGAUUACUGUAUCUCGGGAUAUUCGUCGGUGGACAUAAAGCGGGGUAUAGAAGAUGGGGAGAAGCGUUUUAAUCAACUUUCAAUUGAAGAGAGAGGAAAGUUUGAUGAAGAAACACUGGUCAAUGUUAACAACAUAAAGAGGCAAAGCACGAGAAGCCAAAGAUCUAAUGGGUUCAGCAAUGAAUACAUAGUGAUAACAAUCUUGGCAGCUGCUGAAGGAGAACAUAAACUCCCUAGUAUCAAUGGAAGUGGAAACUUGAAGGAAGCUUUACAAAAACUCGGAUCCAUUCCUUCAAGCAAAUUAUUAGCAGUUGAGGUGUUAUGGACUCCACAAAAUGAGAAUGAUACUCUCUCAGAACGGGAGUUACUUGAAGAUUACCCACUUUUGCGGCCUCUGUAA